Molecule: messenger RNA, 394 nt
Organism: Capronia epimyces CBS 606.96
Lineage: Eukaryota; Fungi; Ascomycota; Eurotiomycetes; Chaetothyriales; Herpotrichiellaceae
Exons: 1
Coding region: 47-235 (62 amino acids)
Source: RefSeq, a predicted model, not a curated record
GAACUGGCCAUCAGUCUUAGUGAGUCCGUGAACGAUUCGGCCGGCAAUGUUACCGACUAUGGCCUCGAGCCAGUGCUCAAGUAACGCCUUGAGAGAUACCGGACCCUUGGAGGUUGGGAAGUCACUGACUCAGAACAAAUCCGCAGCACGGGAUAUGUCGUCGACAGCCUUGAAGUUUCUCUCUGGGCCCUUUUCAAGACGGAUAGUCUUGAAGAGGGCACGGUACUUGUGGUGAACUUGGGCGACGAUGCGGACACUGUGGGGGCGAUAUAUGGAGGAAUUGCCGGUGCAUUCUGGGGCGUUGAUGCGGUUCCACAGCGCUGGCAGCGAGAUUUUGCAGAGAAUGGAUCUUCUUGAUGAAGUUGUGGAGGAAAUCCUCACCUUCAGAGCCAAA